AUGACCCAAGUUGUCUACUAUGCCAGCCAGCAGCCAGCAUCACCUGGUGGCCCAAAUCCAAUCGAAGCCGGCGGCAUAGCGCCACAAGUCCAAACGGAGUCGCCGCCGCUGGCAGAGGUUGCAGCUGACGCACGGAUUCAGACCGGACGCAAAGACUGGCAGAAAAGCGAUGCAUUCUUCGUGUCUGACCACCACCUUGCUCAAGCCUUCCGUAACCGCGAGGGACAGUGGCAAGAUUCGCUGGUUGCUGAGAAAACUACCCGAAAUCUUCUCCUGUUCUUGGUGCUAAACUUGUCCUUCGCCUUUGUGGAGCUUUCGUGUGGCGUCUGGACUAACAGCCUGGGCCUAAUCUCGGACGCGUUCCACAUGUUCUUCGACAGCACGGCGCUCUUGGGUGGCCUGGUUGCUUCCGUAAUCACCAAGUGGGAUGCUAAUGCACAAUUCUCCUACGGGUACGUCCGAGCGGAAGUUCUUGCAGGAUUCGUCAAUGGACUCUUUCUACUCUUCAUUGCCUUUUUCAUUCUGUCCGAGUCUAUUGAAAGGGUCAUCGAUCCGCCGGACGUCAAGCACGAACGCCUGCUCCUGAUCUCAGCGCUCGGUCUGGUCGUCAACGUGAUGGGCCUCGUCUGCUUUCACUCAGGAGAACAUUCGCACGAAGUUGGCGAGGACAAGAAGAGCGGAGAGAAGUUGGUGCGAGAAGCCGCAAUUCUGGACUCACAAGGUAUCUACCGUAACAAAAGCAACGGCACCGGUGCACCUAUAAAGAAGAAGAGCCAGAUAAUGCAAGGAGUGCUCCUGCACAUACUCGCCGACACCAUGGGCAGUGUGGGCGUCAUGGUAUCCGCCAUCUUGAUCAGCAACUUCGGCUGGCUACAGGCGGACCCGAUCUGCUCCCUGUUUAUUGCGAUCCUGAUUAUGAUUAGUGUCGUACCACUGAUUCGGGAUUCCUCGAGCGUGCUCAUGCAGCGGACGCCUGGAGAGCUCGAGGACCUGCUGCCUUCCUGUUACGAGAAGGUGAGGCGCCACGAAGGUGUCUACAGCGUGCAAGAGCCACACUUCUGGACGCUAUGCACGAAUGUCUUCAUUGGCACGCUGAAGCUCGAAGUCGCGAGGGGAAGUGACGUCAGCAGCAUCAUUGCGCACGCUCAUCGCGUAUUUGCUCAGGUUGGGGUGAAGCAGUUGUACGUACAGACGGAUUUUACUUCUUGA
Messenger RNA from Dermacentor silvarum, 1209 nucleotides. RefSeq names its product zinc transporter 7-like. Gene Ontology annotation, cellular component: membrane; Golgi apparatus. The transcript is spliced from 13 exons. The record is from RefSeq and is a predicted model, not a curated record. NCBI's taxonomy places the organism in Eukaryota, Metazoa, Arthropoda, Arachnida, Ixodida, Ixodidae. Gene Ontology annotation, biological process: intracellular zinc ion homeostasis; transmembrane transport; zinc ion transport. Bases 1 to 1209 code for a protein of 402 amino acids. Gene Ontology annotation, molecular function: zinc ion transmembrane transporter activity.